UGCAAUCAUGAAGGAUGUUUGUUUUUGUGUCUGAACUGAACAAAAAAUUGUUGAUGUCCUCUAAUUGAAAACGUACAGAAUCCAUGAAUAGAAAACCUUGGAAAAACUCCUGAGAUACAAUUUGUGAAAAACUAAGUUUAAAAGUUACACUUUUCUUUGAAUAAGAAAGAGUCAUUUAUGUGAAAAUAAAAUGUUAUAAAACAUACUAUUAAUUUAAAACCUUUGAAGUUCAAACGAAAUACAUGUAAUAUUGUUGUUGUUGUGGUAAAUUCGGAAGAAAAAAAAAAAACACCAAAUGGGUGUGUAUAUCUACACCAGAUAACUAUUAUCUGGGCUAAGUUGCCAAUAAAGAUAUUGAGUGGUUUUUUUUGUGCGUGUUUGCCUGACGGUCACGUUGUAAAUUUAUUCAGAUACUUUGAAUAAUCUUUAAAUUUAAGUUUUUUUUACCAUCAAAAUAAAAGAAAAGAUCUAGUCAAAGUGUAAGCAAAGAUGUUAUGAAUUGAUGAAGAUUAAUGAAAAGGGUUACAAAAAACAUUUUUGAAUGUAACUUAUUACUGACUUCAUCUUUAAAACACCUACAACGGCUUCAAAAAUAUCUUCCUCGAUGAGAAUGGGAAGUUUACCGAACAUCCACGAGUUGGAGCGAAUCGAACGAAAGCUUGGAAGAGAGAGAGAAAUAGCUCUUAUCGAGCAAAGAGCAAGAGAACAAAUCGAUUUCAAUCGAGAAAGAGAUAGGGAAACAUUUCCACCUCCACAUCAGAACUCUGCCUUCAACCCUUAUUUUGUGAAUACAAAACACCAUCGGCAUUCAUUGACGGCAAGAAAUGUCCUACGAACUCGAAGUUCUGGUGGAUCACACAACAUCUGGGAUGAACCUAUGAUUGAGCGUCUUGCAGCCUACUCACCAAUCUCCAGCCGAUCACACAGAAUUAAUCCGAUCACUCCGUAUCAGGUGCAAGCCGCUCUUGCAGCUAGCAGACGUCGUGAAUCAAUAAAUAGCUCCAUUGGAGCUACUUCCAUUCGGCGACUUAUAACUCUAAACAGCCGUUGCUGUCGUCACAAGAUACCAGCACACAUUCAGUCCAAAGUCUGGAAGGACUUUACCUUCUUAACCAUAGGACACGGCCUAAUUUGUGCCAUUUUGCUCCCACUCAUCGGUCUUCAAAGCUCUAACUCAGUGUGGCAUCAUAGCGAGCAAUGGGUCAAUGUGGGUCCCAACAUAGGCUCAAUAUUGCUGAGUAUUUCUUUUAUAAUUUCAACGGGAAUGUGCUUUUUCACAGCAAGACUUAUUAAGAAAAAGGGCUUCGUUGUUCUGAUUGCCUCCAGCUAUAUUGGAAUGUGUUUGUUCCUCUUAGGACAUCUCUGUUCAUCAAUUUACACCCUGCUUCCAGCUUACGUAAUCCUGGGACUAACCUUGGGACCAGCGUGGGUUGGAAAAAUAGCCUUGGUGGUGCAUUUCGCCAGUAGACUGAGCUGUUCCCAGCAUGAUUGUGCCUUAACUGCUGCUGUGGAUAAUAUCGAUGAUCACAAGAUCUUUUGCAAUCGAGAACAGAAAGUUCGACGAUUUGCCAGAUGGUUUCAAGCGUCUCAAGAUAUCGGCAUUAUAAUUGGAGCUAUUUUGGCAUCUUUAGUAUUGGCUUGCAGUUCGACAAAUUGGGACUGUUUCAAUUUUAGUUUUACUCCAAGUGAGGACUUAAUUGCAACAACGACGACGACAGUUAAGACAUUGACGCAGUUGAAUAACACUACAGAAGCACUGCCUAUUCCUGUGGUCUUAACUACCAACAAUUUUUACUAUCUGUUCGAUGAGAUGUACAAUCAUAAUGAACAUGGUGAAAGAAUUUGUGGAGCAGAUAUGUGUCCUGUGUGGAAUACAUUAGAUGAUGAUGAUGACAACGAUACAAAACCUUAUUCGCAUUUUGUUAGCGAAAAACGUAUUGGAGGAGUUACGCUCAUUUUAAUUUAUUUGGUGUUUGCAAUUGGAGCUUUGUUGUUGACUUUGUUUGCUGGAAAGUUUGAAUGCACAUUACGAAGGACACGAGUUAAGGGCGUUACCGAUACAUUAUUGUUUGCUGGACCAAUGGCAUAUUUUAUUGGUACUGAACAAGCAUACAUGCUGGGAGAUUUUACAAGGGCUUUUGUAUCCUGUUCUCUUGGAAUCAGCAUGGUAGCUGGAGCCCUCAUAGGCAUGGGCUUAAUGCAGGCUAUAGUUUCAUGCACAUUAAGUCUUCUUUUGCGUUACACCAAACGCAUUGUUAUAAUAUUUGCUGCAUUCUUUUUCCAUGCAUGUCUACUCCUGGUUCUAUCUCGAUGGAAGCCCUCCAGCGAUGAUAGUGCUCUAUUUUAUGUUAUAGCCGCAAGUUGGGGUGCUUGUAAUGGCCUAUGGGAAACACUUCUAUUAGCCCUGGUAACACUUAAUCACACAAAUCAUGUCACAGAAGUCAUGGGUCCACUACAGGGUUUGAGAUUUUUCGGACUAGGUGUUACUUUUGCUGCUCAUGGAUUCUUAUGCGAGAAUCCCAAAAUACUUAUUCUUGUCAUCAUCCUAGUAGUAAGUGUUCCGCCAUAUGCUAUGUUGGAGAUCCGUUUGGAAGCACAACGAAAAGCUCAUAUAGUUUCGUUAUGACGAAGUGUUUUUAGUUAGUAUACAUUCAGAAGAAAUACCACCAGAACUAACACCAUGUAGAAAAAAUGGAUGAAAUCAUCUACUGCCACGAAGCUGAGCUAAAUAUUAUUUUUUGUCAAAAAUUGACAAAUAAAUACAUCGUCCGGUUCAUACGAGUUAAGGAUUCAGAGUGCACUAAAUCCUAUCUCAAGCUGAAAUCUAUUCUACCAACUUAGUUCUAGUUGUAACUUAUUAUGAUUUCCCGAUCCCUAUAAAAAAAUAUAUGUAUGUUGAUGAUAAGAAAAUUGUACACGUUAUUGAAGUAUUACGGGAUAAAAGAAAAGUUUAUUAAAUUAAUUAUAAGAAAAAAUAAAAUUUAUAAAUGUGUAAUCCCAAUAGUAUGUACGUAAAUGUAUGUGUAUUGUGUAUGUAUGAUCAAAUAAUUUAAAAUUGCUGGCAAUAUUGCAUUGCCUGCAAAAUUUUUAUGCAUGAAAUUUUAAAAAUUCAUUGUAUUGUAUUGAUGUCUUGAGAGAAACCUGGAAGCUGUACAAGUACAUGUGCAUAAACAUCGACUCAUAAAUACUCGAGGUUCGAGUAAAAAAAAAAAGUUGGCUAUAUUUAAGUAAUGUUUAAAAAUUAAGUCGCCACUUUAGUUUCAAUGCUGAGAAAAAGUGCGUUAAACUGUUUGUUUAAAU
Messenger RNA from Episyrphus balteatus (marmalade hoverfly), 3300 nucleotides. RefSeq lists its product as uncharacterized. The record is from RefSeq and is a predicted model, not a curated record. The coding region runs from base 605 to 2626 and encodes 673 amino acids. Gene Ontology annotation, cellular component: striated muscle dense body; plasma membrane. NCBI's taxonomy places the organism in Eukaryota, Metazoa, Arthropoda, Insecta, Diptera, Syrphidae. Gene Ontology annotation, biological process: regulation of muscle contraction; regulation of potassium ion transport. The transcript is spliced from 6 exons. Gene Ontology annotation, molecular function: potassium channel regulator activity.